CUUCCCCCUGCUGUACAGAUGGCCCCAGACGGUGUCACUUACAGUUUGCCUGGGAAGAUUGAGGCUGGCACAUCACAGGGUGCUUGUGUGACAGAGGUGGCUCUGAGUAAUGAAGCAGCCAUAACCUUUCUCUUUCUGCAUUCAGCAGACACAAUCCAUCCUGUCUAUCCCUUUCUAACUAGUAAUAUACACUGUAUCUGACUCCCUAACUCCAGGAUGGCCCUGGAAGGGGUGCUGUGUGAGGAGGGUCUCAUCUCUGGAGGCUGAAACUUCAACCUGGUUCUUGGGCUCCCCAAAUCCUUGACCAAUGUGAGUGGAGGCUAUAAAGGGGCUUUUCCUGGCACAUACCCAGCAGACCUCUUGUAUCCAUCAGAGUAGCCAGCUGUACACACAGGAAACGCCUUCUUCACUGAACAGAGAGCCAGCCCCUCCUCUUUAUGUCUAUGGGAAGCGAUGCUGGAUUCACGAGAGGCACAGAAAGCCCCAAGUGCCCUACCUGCUGCAGCCUCCCCUCACCCAUGGCUGGGAGAGGAGGGAACCCCCCGGUGAUCCCCUGCUCUGCAAGUUCUGUCCAAUCUCCAGAGCUCUCUCUGCGUGCCUGAGACUUUAAUCGGAUUCAUCAGAGGGACUGGGAGGAGGCAGGGGGAUCUUUUGCUGAGCUGCUCAGACUUUUGGCUGUCAAAUGAUGUGAUUGUGAUCCCCCCCUUUCUCUACCCUCCCGUCUGUCCAUCCAGGCAUUACUCCUGCUGACAUCAUCCAACCCUGAGGCUGGAGACAACACGCAACAGUUUCCCCAUGUCCACACCAGUCACUAUGAUGUGAGAGGUCUUCUGCUGACACCCAAGUGCGUGGACCCCUGGAUGGCUCCCAGCUGGAGCUGAGCUGCGUGCCAUCAACUUGGAUUAUAGAUUGUUUCCAUAUGAGGGGUGCAACCUUACCCACCUCUGCAAGGAUUGUUUUUGUUCUUUGUUUGACAUUGUGUAUUUUGAAAGUUGGGCUCAGAAUUAGAUUAUCCUGCUUUAUAUUUCUUCAGCAGUAGCAGAGUGUACUGAGAAGGGGAGGGGGAGAGGGACAUCCUGUGUGUUUGAGAAAUUGCAGUUCCUUUCCAAAUAACCUGAAAUCUCCUCUUUUUCCUAAUGAGAGCUUGUGGUGGAGUCCUGCUCUCUGUAGCCUGUUGCAUAAAUUAGUGGCCACAUACCUUGCUGACUCUGCUUGCCCCAGUUUGUGGAGUAACUACUCAUCUGGGUUACUGACCUGUUGCACGCAGAGAUUUUCUAUUACAAAAGGCACUCACCAUACCUCUGCUUUCCUCUUUCUUGUGACCCCUGGAGCCAUUGCGGAUGCCUCACUUGGGAGAUCAAUUAUUUGACCAUGGGUACCAAGCAGACCAAGGUCUGUCAGGCUUCCAGCGUUGGAGGGGACAGCCCUCAGCACCCACCAGGGUCCAGGAGAAGCACUCCAGUCAGGGAGAGAGGAGACUUCUGGUCUUCUUUUGGAGUGAGAUCUGGGGAUAAGUUUGGAAAGAGUGGACCAGGAAGCCUCCCUCCUUACCAUAAGAGGAUCAGGAUGAUUCAAGACAUGCUGCUUCUGGUGAAACAAGGGAAACAAGAUGAAGCGACUGAGCUGCUGAGACACCUGAGACAGGAUUUGGGGAUGGAGUCCACCUCGCUGGAUGAUGUGUUGUAUCGGUAUGCUAGCUUCCGGAACCUUGUGGAUCCCAUAACCCAUGACUUAAUCAUAAGCCUGGCAAGAUAUGUGCAUUGUCCCAAACAGGAAGGAGAUUCACUUGGGGCAAUGGAGAAAGUGUGCCGGCAGUUGACAUACCACCUCAGCCCUCACUCACAGUGGAGACGUCAAGGUCUUAUGAAGAGAAAGCCUCAGGCUUGCUUAAAAGCCAUUCUAGUAGGGAAGCCCAACGAUGGUACCUUGGACCUGACAGGAAUCCCUCUCACCUUGAAAGAUCUGGAACGAAUAAUGCUUUAUCUCCAGCACCACUCAGAAGACAUAGAGAAUGUGGAAUUAUCCUUUACUGAAAUCACAGACGAAAUGUUUCUCCAUCUCAUGCCUGUUCUCAGCUCCCUUCCUCACCUUUCUAAUUUGGCAGUUAAUGGCAACCGGCUGACAAAAGCCAUCUUGAGGGAAAUCACAGAAGCUUUGAAGGACCCCAAGAAAUUUCCAUGCAUGACUUGGGUUGACCUUGGUAAUAAUGUGGACAUCUUCUCUCUACCCCAACCCUUUUUGGUUAGCCUUAAAAAGCGCUGUCCUAAACAGGGGAAUUUGCCAACAAUUUUAGAGUUUGGGGAAGGACAACUUAGUGAUCUGGAAAAUCAAGAUGGGUCAAUGGAAAGCCAAGAAGAACAAAGUGAAAUGGAUAUUGGAACCAAAACAUUACAUAGUUAGGUACUUGAUAGUGGCGAAAGCACUGAUUGGUUGAAGUGCUUAGGGGAUUAACUAUCAUCACACAAAAUGUGAUAAUUCAGAGCCAAGCUGAAUGUGUCCCAUUAGCCUAAAGACUGUGACUUUGUACAAGACUUGUAUUUGCCUCCUCUAAAAUAUAAUUUUGUUUGUUCCUCUAAACUUAUUUGUACUGUUCUCUAGCCCAUGAACAAUACUAUGUUCCUUUAUUCUUCUAACAAUUUUAUAACAAAUGUACAAUUCUGUAAAAAUUCUAUUUCACAUUGAGUUCUACCUACACAUGGAAUGAUGCAAUAUUUAUUCCAAAAUAUAUCCU
Messenger RNA from Pelobates fuscus (common spadefoot toad), 2731 nucleotides. RefSeq names its product leucine rich repeat containing 75A (gene LRRC75A). Lineage: Eukaryota; Metazoa; Chordata; Amphibia; Anura; Pelobatidae. The record is from RefSeq and is a predicted model, not a curated record. The transcript has 4 exons. The coding region runs from base 1372 to 2400 and encodes 342 amino acids.